UGCAGCAGGAGCCAGUCGACGCUUAAAGCCGAGCCUUCCUACACCUCCACACAUACACAAAGAGGAGAGGGAGAGCAGCCUGUCCUCUCACCACUCAGCCAUGAGUAGCAUCGGAUAUGACCCCUACUAUCCCACCUCCUCAUGUAGGCGCUGGUACUACGAGUCGGCCCCUCGUGCGGUGGUGACCAGAGGGAGGACUCACUCCGGCUACUCCUCCCAUGCCUCCCCGUUGUCCUCCUCCCGUUUGCAGUACUCCUCUCCCGGUCGCGUACUGCUCUCCUCCUCCUCACCGGCCUCCUCCCUGGAGCUGGAGCUCAGCCAGGCGGCCCAGAUCAGCUCCGAGUUUCGCACCGUCCGCACCCAGGAGCGCAGCCAGCUGCAGGAGCUCAAUGACCGCUUUGCCGGAUUCAUCGAGAGAGUGCGUGAGCUGGAGCAACAGAACCGAGCCCUGGAGGCGGAGCUGCUGCUGCUGAGGCAGAGGCACACCGAGCCGUCCCGUCUGAGAGCGCUGUACGAGCAGGAGGCCCGGUCCCUGAGGGCAGCGGUGGACGAGGCCCGGGCGGAGCAGCAAGCGGUGCUGGGCCAGAAGGACCGUCUGGAGCAAACCCUCAGCGCUCUACAAGGUCGAUAUGAAGAGGAGGUGCUGGCUCGCGAGGAGGCUGAGGGCAGGUUGAUGGAGGCCCGUCGGGAGGUGGACCUGGCUGCGUUAGGGAAGGCUGAGCUGGAGAAGAGCGUUGAAACGCUCCUGGAGGAGCUGGCCUUCCUCAAGAGGAUCCAUGAAAGCGAGGUGGCAGAGCUUCAGGCCCAGGUCCAGCUGGGGGUCCAGGUCGCUGUGGAGUCCGAGGCCGCCACCCCGGACCUGUCCGGGGCUCUCAGAGAUAUCCGGUCCCAGUACGAGAGGCUGGCAGCCAGGAACAUGCAGGCGGCGGAGGAGUGGUUCAGGGGAAAGGUGGGCUCGCUGACCGAAACCGUGGCCCAGCACACCGAUGCAGUGAGGAGCUCCAAAGACGAAGCCGGAGAGUACCGGCGCCAGCUCCAGGCCCGGCUGCUGGAGAUCGAUGCGUGCAGAGGCCUCAACGAAUCCCUGGAGAAGCAGCUGCAUGAGAUCGAGGACAAGCAGAGCGCUGAGAUUGCAGCCAUGCAGGACACCAUUGCAGAGUUGGAGAGUGAGCUUCGAGGCACCAAACAGGAGAUGGCGCGUUACCUGAAGGAGUACCAGGACCUUCUCAAUGUCAAAAUGGCUCUAGACAUCGAGAUUGCUGCAUACAGGAAGCUGCUGGAGGGCGAGGAGUCUCGCUUCAGCGUGGGAAUGGCCGGGGGAGUUUCCUCCCUGUACGGCCACAGCUUGUCAGCGCCCUCCUUCGGCCGGCCCGUCCUCUCAAGCCUGAGCUCCGGCACUUCCUACCUGAUGACAUCACGCCUGCUCAGCUCCAGUGUCAGUACCACCGAGGGGAUCAUUCCCGCCAGCCACGCCCAGCAUGCAGCGGCCAGUCCGCCCGGUGAAGAGGAGGAUGAGGCGCAGGAGGAAGAGGGAGAGGAGGUGGAGGAGGAGGAAGUGCAGGAGGAAGAGGGAGAGGAGGUAGAGGAGGAAGAAAAGCAGGAGGAAGAGGGGGGAGAUGAGGAGGAGGUGCAGGAAGAAGAGGCAGGGGAGGAGGUAGAGGCAAAGGAGGAAGAGGGAGGAGAGAAGGACGAAGGAGGAGAGGAGGAAACAGCAAAGGAAGAAGAGGAGGGUGAAAAAGAAAAUGACCAAGAGGCUAAAGAAGAAAAAGAAGCUGAAGAGGAAGAGGGUGGAGAUGAGCAGAAAGAAGAGGUGACGGAGGCUGCUGAGGAAGAAGAGGACAAAGGAGAAAAAACGAAGACUGAGGCCAAAGAAGAAGCACAAGAAACAGAAGCUGAGGGCAAAGACGACGCUGCAAAAAAGGAGGAGAAGGUGGAGCCCAAAAAGAGUGAAGAGAAACAAGGCAAAGCCGCCGCCAAGAAAGAAGCCGACGACAAACCCGCUCCUAAAACAGAUGAAAAACCCGACGCCAAGAAGGAGAAAGAAGAAACAGCAGCGAAGGCUGAGGGUGCGAAGGAAAAAAGCACAAAGGAGAAGAAGUGAAGCAGCAUCGGCCUGUGGGAACGUCGGCUUGAUCACAGCGGAGGCAUCAGCAUUAUCCUCUAAACCUGCUUCUGAUCAUGGUGCUCAACAGCUUUUCAACAAACACAAUACAGAUUAAGCAUAAUGUGUAACUGCUGAAUCCAGAUGUGAGUGUGUGCGUGUUUGCUGGCUCAAUAAAGAGCUGAACCCAGUCUGUCUGUGUCCUUGACCUUGACCUGCUUUUAACCGUGAGGCAAUACAAAUAAAAUAUUCAUUUGAAUGCGG
Molecule: messenger RNA, 2365 nt
Organism: Betta splendens (Siamese fighting fish)
Lineage: Eukaryota; Metazoa; Chordata; Actinopteri; Anabantiformes; Osphronemidae
Gene: nefla
Product: neurofilament light chain a
Exons: 4
Coding region: 101-2101 (666 amino acids)
Biological process (GO): neurofilament bundle assembly
Cellular component (GO): postsynaptic intermediate filament cytoskeleton; axon; cytoplasm
Molecular function (GO): structural constituent of postsynaptic intermediate filament cytoskeleton
Source: RefSeq, a predicted model, not a curated record